AAUUGUAGGGGGAAGAUAACUGGUGCCUCUGCCUUUGGAACGGGGUGGGUGCCAGAGAGGUCAAGGUCCUGGGGGUGUUUGCUUGCCUGGUUCUGUUUGUUAACCAGAGGUGGUGUGGCUGAAAUGAGAAAGUGAAACUUUAGGAAGGUCUGAGAAGCCCUCUUCCCUUAAAAAAAAAAAAAAGCUGCUUCUCGCAGAGUGGAAAGCGCCGGUCCCCAUCCCACCAAAACCAUUUGACAAGCAGGACAAGGAAGAGGCAGAAGGACCUGGGCCUGUGCGCGACGCCCCGGGGGACGAGGCUCAUGGAGAAGUUUCGGGCGGUGCUGGACCUGCACCUCAAGCACCACAGCGCCUUGGGCUACGGCCUGGUGACCCUGCUGACGGCGGGCGGGGAGCGCAUCUUCUCCGCCGUGGCAUUCCAGUGCCCGUGCAGCGCCACCUGGAACCUGCCCUACGGCCUGGUCUUCUUGCUGGUGCCGGCGCUCGCGCUCUUCCUCCUGGGCUACGUGCUGAGCGCACGCACGUGGCGCCUGCUCACCGGAUGCUGCUCCAACGCCCGCGCGAGUUGCGGACCUGCGCUGCGCGGCUCCCUGGUGUGCGCGCAAAUCAGCGCGGCCGCCGCGCUCGCGCCCCUCACCUGGGUGGCCGUGGCGCUGCUCGGGGGCGCCUUUUACGAGUGUGCGGCCACCGGGAGCGCGGCCUUCGCGCAGCGCCUGUGCCUCGGCCGCGACCGCAGUUGCGCCGCGGAGCUGCCGCUGGUGCCGUGCAACCAGGCCAAGGCGUCGGACGUGCAGGACCUCCUGAAGGAUCUGAAGGCUCAGUCGCAGGUGUUGGGCUGGAUCUUGAUAGCAGUUGUUAUCAUCAUUCUUCUGAUUUUUACAUCUGUCACCCGAUGCCUAUCUCCAGUUAGUUUUCUGCAGCUGAAAUUCUGGAAAAUCUAUUUGGAACAGGAGCAGCAGAUCCUUAAAAGUAAAGCCACAGAGCAUGCAACUGAAUUGGCAAAAGAGAAUAUUAAAUGUUUCUUUGAGGGCUCGCAUCCAAAAGAAUAUAACACUCCAAGCAUGAAAGAGUGGCAGCAAAUUUCAUCACUGUAUACUUUCAAUCCGAAGGGCCAGUACUACAGCAUGUUGCACAAAUAUGUCAACAGAAAAGAGAAGACUCACAGUAUCAGGUCUACUGAAGGAGAUACGGUGAUUCCUGUUCUUGGCUUUGUAGAUUCAUCUGGUAUAAACAGCACUCCUGGGUUAUGACCUUUUGAAUGAGUAGAAAAAAAUUGUUUUGAAUUAUUGCUUUAUUAAAAAAUAAACAUUG
Messenger RNA from Gorilla gorilla gorilla (western lowland gorilla), 1311 nucleotides. RefSeq names its product calcium homeostasis modulator family member 6 (gene CALHM6). Gene Ontology annotation, cellular component: plasma membrane. Bases 303 to 1250 code for a protein of 315 amino acids. Lineage: Eukaryota; Metazoa; Chordata; Mammalia; Primates; Hominidae. The record is from RefSeq and is a predicted model, not a curated record. The transcript has 2 exons. Gene Ontology annotation, molecular function: monoatomic cation channel activity.